Molecule: messenger RNA, 1138 nt
Organism: Pterocles gutturalis (yellow-throated sandgrouse)
Lineage: Eukaryota; Metazoa; Chordata; Aves; Pterocliformes; Pteroclidae
Gene: ECI2
Product: enoyl-CoA delta isomerase 2
Exons: 9
Coding region: 41-1138 (365 amino acids)
Molecular function (GO): fatty-acyl-CoA binding
Source: RefSeq, a predicted model, not a curated record
GCGAGCGCAAGCUGUUUGCAUUCCAUCAAUUCACCUGCACAUGACUGCAGCCACUAUGCAAGUCAGCCGGAAAGAUUUUGAAAAGGCUCAAGAACAACUGAAGCUUUUGAAAGUGGAUCCUGGCAAUGAAAUGAAGCUGGAACUCUACGCUUUGUUUAAACAGGCUACUGAAGGUCCCUGCAAUUCUCCAAAACCAGGUAUGCUGGACUUUGUCAAGAAAGCCAAGUGGGAUGCAUGGAAUUCUCUUGGCAAUUUGUCUCAGGAUAACGCCAGACAGAAAUAUAUUGAAGUUGUCUCAAGUCUGGUCUCUGCAGAAUCUGCUGGCCAAAAGAAAGAUGCUUUUCCAGAAGAGAGCAGACAAGAUGGCUAUGAAACACUAUUAGUUACCACCAAAAACAAUAUCACAAAGAUAAUGUUUAACCGACCUGAUAAGAAAAAUGCCAUCAACCAUAAGAUGUACAGAGAAAUUAUCAAAGCUCUUGAAGAAGCUGGAAAAGAUGAUUCUACCAUAGCAGUUAUUACUGGAAAUGGAGACUACUACAGUAGUGGGAAUGAUCUGGGUAAUUUUGGUCAUACCCAGCCUGGUGCAGUGGAGAAGAUGGCAGAAGAUGGAGCAGUAUUACUCAAAGAGUUUGUGGGUCACUUUAUUGAUUUUCCUAAACCACUGAUUGCAGUGGUCAAUGGCCCAGCUAUUGGAAUCUGUGUAACGCUCCUUGGAUUAUGUGACAUUGUCUAUGCUUCUGACAGGGCUACAUUUCACACCCCAUUUGGUCAGCUUGGACAGAGCCCAGAAGGAUGUUCCUCUUACCUGUUUCCAAAAAUCAUGGGCUUAGCUAAGGCAAAUGAGAUUUUACUUUUCAAUAAAAAGCUAACUGCAGCAGAAGCCUGUGCUCAGGGACUGGUGACUGAAGUCUUCCCUGACAGGACUUUUCAGAAGGAAGUUUGGGCAAGAUUAGAAGCUUAUGCAAGCCUCCCCAAAAAUGCCUUGGCAGCCUCAAAGCAACUGUUACGAAGUAUAGAUAAAGAGAAGCUCCACGCAGUCAACAGUAAGGAGUGUGAAGUCCUGAAGGAGAGGUGGUUAUCUGAUGAAUGUAUGAAUGCUCUUGUCAGCUUCUUUCAGAGGAAAUCAAAACUCUAA